Pleurotus ostreatus (oyster mushroom) is the source of this 1257-nucleotide messenger RNA. It is a transcript of the gene NPT1, whose product is annotated as nicotinate phosphoribosyltransferase. Lineage: Eukaryota; Fungi; Basidiomycota; Agaricomycetes; Agaricales; Pleurotaceae. The record is from RefSeq and is a predicted model, not a curated record. The transcript has 10 exons. Gene Ontology annotation, biological process: NAD+ biosynthetic process. The coding region runs from base 1 to 1257 and encodes 418 amino acids. Gene Ontology annotation, molecular function: nicotinate phosphoribosyltransferase activity.
AUGUCGGCCUCAUUCCCUUCCCUCGCCGUUCCCCAGUCCAUCCUCGAUACUGACUUGUACAAGUUGACCAUGCAACAGGCUAUCUUCCACCUUGGCUUCGGCUACGACGCAACAUAUAAAUUCACCAAUCGAAACCUGGCCAUGUUUUUUACGCGUCAGUGUUUUGAGAGAUUCCGUGCUGCUGUCUCUCAAUUCAGCGAUAUCAGGUUGACUGAGUCUGAGGCCCAAUGGCUACAAGAAGCCUGCCCAUAUUUUACACCGGCCUACAUCACCUAUCUUAGCAAAUAUCGAUUCAAACCAGAACAAGUUCGUAUCACAUUUACGCCAACGUCGACGGAUGGUCUGCAAGGCGCAAUCGACAUCGAUAUAACCGGCCCAUGGGUAGAAACGAUCCUCUGGGAAGUGCCCCUCAUGGCAUGCCUUAGUGAAACCUACUUUCAGAUGGUCGACACUGACUGGAACCUUGAAGGACAGGCCGAACUUGCGUACAGCAAGGCAAAAUCACUGAUAGAAGCUGGUUGCGUUUUUAGCGACUUCGGUACACGUCGCCGCCGGUCGUUCGAAAUUCACGAUCUUGUCGUGCAGAACCUCGUGCGGGCUGCUAAUGAAUCGCAAGGCCUGCAUCCCGGUCGCCUGACGGGCUCGAGUAAUCUCCUAUUGGCACAGAAAUACGGCAUCGCCCCGGUUGGGACAAUUGCGCAUGAAUGGUUCAUGGGUGUUGCGGCAUUGAAAGGCUACGCUGAUGCCAACUCCGUUGCCCUCGAUCUAUGGGAAGAAGUCUAUCCGGAGGCACUCCAGAUAGCACUUACAGAUACUUUCUCUACGCAGGCGUUCUUUAAGAGCUUCGGCGCGAACCCCGAACGUGCAAACAAAUGGACAGGGCUUCGUCAGGAUUCAGGCGACCCGUUUGCCUUCGCACCCGUAGCCAAGGAAGUGUACAACCAACUAGGAAUUGACACAAGCCAGAAAGUAAUCGUGUACUCCGACUCAUUGAAUGUCGAAAGGUGCAUCCAACUACAGAAGCAGUGCACUGACAUCGGAUUCAAGCCGUCAUUUGGCAUCGGUACCAACUUGACCAAUGACUUCCGUGCGGCCUCUACUGGUGAGAAGAGCAAAGCCCUGAACAUGGUCAUCAAGCUCUCCUCUGUCGACGAUAAGCCUUGUGUCAAGAUCAGUGAUGACCUCACAAAGAACACUGGUGAUCCAGCUACCGUAGCAUACGUCAAGGAACUCUUCGGCCUUCCCAUGAAAGUGUAG